CAUGGCUGCCACGUGCAGUCACUAAAAGAAACCGCCUUCCAGGUCCUGCAACUAUAAAAUAGUUGCAAGCAGGAGGUAAAUGGGGUAAAGGCAAAACUGAGGAAAGCUGAGAGGUAUGUCUGGGGCACAAGGCGCACAGCCAAAGGAGGCAUAUACAGCAACCACAUAUGAGUCAGUGGGAGGAGAAGAGAACAAGACGAAGUUGGAUUUGCGGUCCAGAGAAGAUGAAGGGGGCAUAAAGGUAGAUAAAUUGCAGGACAAGGUGGAGGAUGCUGCUGGCAAAGGCGGGCCUGUUUUUGGUGCCGCUGCCCAACAAGAAGAAGAAGAAGGUGGUGACAAGCCAGAUUUGGGUGUUACCGGCACGGCUUAGUCUCUUGUUUUUUUUUCCCCUUUUGACAUGGCUGUGGCUUAUGCUUAUGUCUAGGUGUGUAUGAAUGUACAAAUACUAAAAAUAAUGGAAUAAUAAUUACCUAAAAGUUGGCGGUUCCAGUAGAAAAAGGUAACAUGAGCAGGUUUUUUUAACGA
This is a messenger RNA of Vitis riparia (riverbank grape), 525 nucleotides long. RefSeq lists its product as uncharacterized. The record is from RefSeq and is a predicted model, not a curated record. Bases 116 to 370 code for a protein of 84 amino acids. NCBI's taxonomy places the organism in Eukaryota, Viridiplantae, Streptophyta, Magnoliopsida, Vitales, Vitaceae. The transcript has a single exon.